This is a messenger RNA of Anopheles funestus (African malaria mosquito), 1103 nucleotides long. RefSeq names its product dromyosuppressin (gene Ms). The coding region runs from base 243 to 566 and encodes 107 amino acids. The transcript has 3 exons. The record is from RefSeq and is a predicted model, not a curated record. Lineage: Eukaryota; Metazoa; Arthropoda; Insecta; Diptera; Culicidae.
AAUGAUGACGAGCGUGUUCUGCGCCGUCGCACCGGACGGCUAGCUGGCGGUUUACAAAUCAUAUAAAUUCCUAAACGUUGGACCAUUACCGGAAGAGUUUGUUCGCAAUUUGUCACCAUACAGGAUCGCUCUCGCUGGUGGAUCGACUACGCCAAGUGACUUUUGCGUUGAACCUUAUUUGUGAAAGUAGUGAACGAUUAAGUGAUAGUUUUCUAAAGUGUCUACCAUUUGUGGAUUUAAACAUGGCCAGCCAACAAAUUGCAUCAUUAAAAGCAGUCACGUGUAUCGUGCUGUUCCUGGCGAUAGUGUGCAGCCUCGUUGCAGGCUCCGCCAUGCCGCCAUUGUGCGAGAAUAGACUGAUCGACGAGCUGCCGCCCAAGUUCCGGAAAGUGUGUGCGGCGCUAGAGAACUCGAACCAGUUCGCGGAAGCGCUGAACGCAUACAUACGGAAGGAGGCAGCUGGUAAUGCCUUUCUUUACCUAGACGAUGAUAUGCUGGUACCGGGACAGAAUGGCAAGCGAACGGAUGUGGAUCAUGUGUUUCUGAGGUUCGGCAGAAGACGCUAAAUCUGAAGGUCGCCCUCGACAAGGUGUGUCCUUUGGCCGUGCAUCCGAUUUGGUCAGCUAACUAACAUCCCCAUGGACAAUGGCACACAUGCACGCGCGCGCACACACACGCAAAGUGAACAGUUUCGUUUGAUCGUUAGCAGCGUGUAAGGUGGACGAUCGUCACAUACGUUGAAUAAGACUAUUGAGAAUUCAUGGAAAUCUUAUUCACAGCAGCUAUGCAGGCAAGGAGACAUGCAAGGAUUUAUUUUACGUUUCGUAUCCGUAGUUUGCACAAUUCGAACUGAACUCUCCAUUCCCAGACAGUGGUGCGGUCAAUAUGUAUUAUAAACAGUAUUUAACAUCUAGUCUAGUGCAGCGCGGCAAAGCAGCGCUGAGAAACAGAUAGUCUUAUGCAUUCUUACUGUGGUGUAAUUCAAGUAGGAAACCACAAAGAAUUCCAUAACUAAAAACUAGAACAAAAAAAAAAACACUUAUUGUAUUCUGUAACAUGACUGGAAAAUAAAUUUGAAAUAUUUUAUGAAACAGUGUAAAAAU